CACGGUCACAGUUCCCUACGAGACCGAGACGCGUUCAGUGCCGCCAGCUCAGACAGAGUACCACAUCGCACAACACCCCAACAAGGAUAUAGAGGAGCACCCACAGAGAAGGCAAGAACAAGCAAAAGAGCAAGAGAGAAAGAGGGCGUGCGAGAGAGAGUGAGUAAACGUUAGAUCAGUCACAGCAUGAAGCUUGAGAGACAAGCCACCGAUCCGCCGAAAUAUCUCAAUGAGGACUUCUUCAAGGCGGCACUCGAGGAUGGGCUCCGCGAUAUGCGCGUGGACAUCAAAAAGAUCAUAUUUGCCGAAUCGAGUGGUGGCGGUGAGAAUUACUGCAGCAAAAUCUAUCGGGCCAAGGCUCUAUAUAGGAGCAGCAAACGUCAGUUGGAUGAAGAGUUGGCGCUAAUUGUAAAGAGCAUUGCAAUCACACCUGCUACGCAAUUCCUGGAGGAAUUGGCCGUCUAUUUACGUGAGAAAAUCUUCUAUUUCGAUGUGCUUGGAAAGCUGGAGGUGCUCAUUGGCGAUGGCUCCAAGUUUGGCGCCAAGUGUCUCUACACAACCCGCGAGCCCAUACAGACAAUUGUCUUCGACGAUCUGACACAGUACGGCUACAAACUGGCGAGUCGCCAGAGCGGCCUCAACGAGGAGCACUGUGUUGUGAUAUUAAAAAAAUUGGGCAAGUUCCAUGCCAGCUCAAUGGUGCUGGCCGAGAAGACUAUUUCGACUUCGACCCUACAGGAGCCGACGGUGCGGGAGCAUUUUACGAGUGGCAUGCUCGACGAGAACUAUAUACGCACCAAUGAGCGUUUCAUCAACUUUAUGACCCUACAGUUAAGCACAUUGGCCAGCGUUGUGGCCAAGUGGCCGGGCUAUGAGCAGCUGGCCGAGAAACUCUAUCGUCACUGCGACAAUAUCAAAGAGAAUCUGGUGAUGACGGGUCGUCCCAUUCCGGGCGAGAUCACCGUCCUCAACCAUGGCGACCUCUGGGUCAACAAUUUUAUGUACAAAUACGAUGACGCGCAGCCAACUAGGCCCAUUGAUGCCAUUUUUGUGGACUUCCAAAACAGUUUCUUCGGCAGUCCCGGCUGCGACAUCAACUUCUUUUUGAACAGCAGCGUCCAGCUGGAUGUGCUGAUCAAUCGACGCGAGUACCUUAUACAGACAUAUUAUGAAUCGCUGCGCGACAGUCUGGAGCGCAUGCACUCCGAGUUCAUACCCACAUAUGAGGAUAUACAGCACGAGAUACGGGCACGUGAGCUGUACGGCUUCUUCUCUUCGUAUGCCUUUCUGCCCAUGGUCACCAUGAAGAAGGAGGACUCCUACGACAUUAGCAUAGAGGCACUCACCAAUCAGGACUUUGCCAAGAAGAAGGUGCAGCUUAUGUUCUCCUCCAAUCCACGAACCACAGAUACAUUGCGCUAUGCGCUUCGGCGAUUCGAUGAGCUGGGCAUCUUCGAUUGACCGCUCAUUACUGAAGCAGUUGCAGAAAUAUAUUUAUAUGUACUGUUUUUUUUUUCCUUACUUUUACGAUUUUUUGUAAUUAACUUAAGCGCACAUUUUUUACUAAUACAUGCCAAUUUUUUUUUCUAAGUGUA
Molecule: messenger RNA, 1595 nt
Organism: Scaptodrosophila lebanonensis
Lineage: Eukaryota; Metazoa; Arthropoda; Insecta; Diptera; Drosophilidae
Exons: 3
Coding region: 187-1461 (424 amino acids)
Source: RefSeq, a predicted model, not a curated record